Messenger RNA from Gymnodraco acuticeps, 1176 nucleotides. RefSeq names its product ferritin, heavy subunit. Gene Ontology annotation, molecular function: ferric iron binding; ferrous iron binding. Bases 321 to 854 code for a protein of 177 amino acids. Gene Ontology annotation, biological process: iron ion transport; intracellular iron ion homeostasis. Gene Ontology annotation, cellular component: cytoplasm. The record is from RefSeq and is a predicted model, not a curated record. NCBI's taxonomy places the organism in Eukaryota, Metazoa, Chordata, Actinopteri, Perciformes, Bathydraconidae. The transcript has 5 exons.
GUGACGUUACGCUCCCCACCCAUGGAUGUAUAAUAAGAACCAGUCCACCGUCUAGUUAUCAGUCGGUCCUCUCGUUAGCGGACAGUGAAGGUUACCUGCUUCAACAGUGCUUGAACGGCAACCUUUCAGCUGUCUUCGACACCCUACAAUCCUUUUGAUCACCCAGACCAUCAUCGACCACAUCUAAUUUAAUUUAAUUAACGCAAAACCUCAGCUAUCAAUCUUACUUUAUACCGAACACGUUAAGCUAGCUAACUGUUUGUUUUGCUAACGCGCUUCUCGACAUCUUCCCACGAAGACCUGACACUGAGACUUGUACCAUGAGUUCCCAAGUGAGACAGAACUUCCACCAGGACUGCGAGGCGGCCAUCAACAGGCAGAUCAACCUGGAGCUGUAUGCCUCCUAUGUCUACAUGUCCAUGGGAUACUUCUUCGACCGGGAUGACCAGGCAUUGAACAACUUUAGCAAGUUCUUCCGUCAGCAGUCUGAGGAGGAGCGCGAGCAUGCUGAGAAGCUGAUGAAACUGCAGAACCAGAGGGGGGGGAGGAUCUUCCUCCAGGAUGUCAAGAAGCCAGACAGGGAUGAGUGGGGCAGCGGAGUGGAGGCCCUUGAAUGUGCCCUGCAGCUCGAGAAGAACGUGAAUCAGUCUCUGCUGGACUUGCACAAGCUCUGCUCUGAUCAUAAUGACCCACAUCUGUGUGAUUUCAUCGAGACACACUACCUGGACGAGCAGGUGAAGUCCAUCAAGGAGCUGGGAGACUGGGUGACCAACCUGCGCCGCAUGGGGGCUCCUCAGAACGGCCUGGCCGAGUAUCUGUUCGACAAACACACCCUGGGCAAAGAGAGCGCCUAAAUCCCUCCAGAUUACAUUUGGCAGCUUUCCUUAUAUAUAUGUAUCUUGCUUUCAACUGUUUUUCCAAAUAUGAAGCCAUCUGCAUGCUACUGGCCAGUCGUUGAAACCUCUUAUAUUACUUGUUUCAUUUUUGCCAUUCCCUCCAUAUUACAGUAACUUCACAUAUCACCUGUUCCCAGAGCUGUGAGCUGUUCCACACAAAGCCCGCCUUGUUUCUUGCACUCUCUGCUGUCGGCUAAACCUGCAUCUUCACUUUGUAUUUUCUGUGUUUUUGCAAGCAGCUGUCAAUCAAACCAAAUAAAACGAACCCUCUGGAUUCUGA